AUGCUGCCAAUCCAGAUGCAGCUCUCUGUUGAGCUCACAAAUGCCUUUGGAGCUGUUGCGGCUGCACUUCCAUGGAAAAAAAUUCUCGACCUCGGACGAGAUCUGAGGAAAUCAGGCUCCGAUAUCGUGGUGGAAGAAGACCUCGCAAACGUCUUUGGACGAGGGAAGAUUGUUCAUGCACUUGAAAAUCGAUUCAAGCACUCAAUUAACGACACCAAGAUUGUUCCGCUACAUCCCACAUGUUCAAUCAGUUUGCAGAGUGGCCCUGGGCCCACAGUCACACGAGCUAUGCGAGGUCAAGAUCGACGAUACAUGUCUACUGUUAUCCAGCUUUCCUUCCUGGGCGCAGUAUGUAACCGCACCGAGCUUGCUACCGCACUCACGGAAUGUAUGAGCCAAAGGCUUACUUGCGGCAUUCAAGAUUCGUCCAGGCCCGGGUUUGAGGACAUCGCUGGAGUGCUCGAAGCCUGUAGCUCUCAGACAAGCAAUUUUGACUGGUGA
Molecule: messenger RNA, 501 nt
Organism: Hyaloscypha bicolor E
Lineage: Eukaryota; Fungi; Ascomycota; Leotiomycetes; Helotiales; Hyaloscyphaceae
Exons: 1
Coding region: 1-501 (166 amino acids)
Source: RefSeq, a predicted model, not a curated record